AUGAACUCUCAUACGCGGGUCUUAGUUGCCUUGCUGUUGAAUGAUUGCACAUUUUGGGAUGCUCUUCUGGUUUACUGCAUUGUCACCAUGUUAAAGCAAAUUCUUAGCAAAUUGCCUAAGAAGGUGCCAAAAUCUGACACAUCAGAUUCGGCCCAGAGUGAUUCUGGGAGUGUUACUACUUUUGCAAAUGUCUUUCAGUGUACCAAUGUUGGGGUUGCCAUUUCAAGCAAAUUAAAUGCUGUGAAGCGGGUAUCAUCAGUGGUAUUUCCAGCAAGCUUGAGUGCUGGAGUGGAAGCAGUUGAUCCCCAUAUAUCUUUCAAUGAUGUUUCAAAUAUACAGAAGCAAAACCUGUUUAUCAGUAAGUUGAAUCUUUGCUGCAGUGUUUAUGAUAUAAGUUGUCCUGGUAAGAAUUGCGCAGAGCAAGAUCUUAAACAACAAACAUUGGUAGAGCUUGUCAAUUUUGUUUCUUCUGGAUCUGCAAAGUUCACAGAACCAUCAAUCGCUGCAAUGUCUAAAAUGUGUGCAAGUAAUUUGUUCAGGGUUUUCCCACCUAAGUUUCGUCCUAGUGCUACUGGUGGAGGAGAAACAGAAGAUGAAGAGCUUAUGUUUGAUCCUGCCUGGUCUCACCUGAAAAUGGUUUAUGAUCUUCUCCUUCAAUUCAUAAACUAUAAUGCACUUGAUCUAAAGGUGGCGAAAUUGCAUAUUGAUCAUGCUUUCAUUGUUAGAUUGCUUGACCUUUUUGAUUCUGAGGACCCUAGAGAAAGAGAUUGUCUGAAAACAAUUCUGCAUAGAAUCUAUGGGAAAUUCAUGGUACACAGGCCUUUCAUAAGGAAAUGUGUCAGCAAUAUCAUCUACCGUUUUGUUUUUGAGACUGAACGUCAUAAUGGAAUUGCUGAGUUGUUGGAAAUUUUUGGGAGUGUGAUUUGUGGGUUUGCCUUGCCAUUGAAGGAGGAGCACAAAAUGUUUUUGUGUAGGGUUUUAAUACCUUUACACAAACCUAAAUCUGUUGGUGUUUAUCAUCAGCAGUUAACAUAUUGUGUUUUACAGUUCAUUGAUAAGGAUCCAACACUGGCUAGCACCGUGAUAACGGGGCUAUUGAAGUACUGGCCAGUAACAAAUAGCCAAAAGGAGUUAAUGUUCAUAAGCGAGUUGGAAGAGGUUUUGGAUGCCACAAUCAUGACUGAAUUUCAGAAGGUUAUGAUCCCACUGUUUCGACGCAUAGCUUGCUGUCUUAAUAGCUAUCAUUACCAGGUGGCUGAACGAGCUCAUUUGCUUUGGAACAACGAUCACAUCCUCGAUGUUGUCUCCCAAAACCGGCAGGUGAUUCUGCCUCUUGUGUUCACAGCACUUGUACAUAACACCCAACAUCACUGGAACCGGACAGUGCUGAACCAGACCGAGAACAUGAGGAAGAUGCUGUCUCAGAUGGACGAGGAACUGGUGCUUGCCUGCCAACGUAAGUUGGAGGAGGAGGACACAAGGUCAAGCGCCACAGCUGAGAGACGUAGAGUAACAUGGGAACGUCUUGAAGCUGCUGCCAUUGCCAAUGUCCAAUCUAUAGCUCUAGUAGGUGGUGAUGUUUUAGCAUCUCCUGCAUGUUCUGUGGCAUGCUAG
Messenger RNA from Sphenostylis stenocarpa, 1614 nucleotides. Lineage: Eukaryota; Viridiplantae; Streptophyta; Magnoliopsida; Fabales; Fabaceae. The record is from the annotation of a GenBank genome assembly.